Molecule: messenger RNA, 1027 nt
Organism: Medioppia subpectinata
Lineage: Eukaryota; Metazoa; Arthropoda; Arachnida; Sarcoptiformes; Oppiidae
Source: the annotation of a GenBank genome assembly
UAAUCAAAACUCGUUAUAAAUAGUUAAAAAACAGUUUGCAUUUAUUUGGCGGACGUAUUGUCUGAACGGCAAUGAAUGCAUGACUUUCUGCUUUGUCACUGAAUGGUCACUGAAUUUGCUAUACAUUUGAAGUUUGAGUUUCAAAACAAUUGCUUUUAAUUCAAUUCAAUAUAAAGUGAUUUCCAGUGAAUAGAGAGAGAGAGGAAUGGCUUCCGAGAGAUACAGCUUUUCGUUGACUACUUUCAGUCCGUCGGGAAAGUUAGUGCAAAUCGAGUACGCGUUGGCAGCGGUGGCCGCCGGCGCCCCCGCCGUCGGCAUCAAAGCAUCCAAUGGUGUGGUUUUGGCCACAGAGAAGAAACACAAGUCCAUCAUCUAUGAGGAGCACAGUAUCUAUAAAGUGGAGGCCAUUACCAAACAUAUAGGUCUGGUCUACAGCGGAAUGGGUCCCGACUAUCGGCUUCUGGUUCGCAGAGCCCGCAAAAUAGCUCAACAAUACUACUUGACGUACUCCGAGCCCAUCCCUACCACUCAAUUGGUUCAACGCGUCGCCCAUAUUAUGCAAGAGUACACCCAAUCGGGAGGCGUCCGACCAUUUGGUGUCUCUCUAUUGAUCGCCGGUUGGGAUAAUGACAGACCCUAUCUCUUCCAAUGCGAUCCAUCCGGCGCUUACUUUGCGUGGAAGGCGACAGCGAUGGGCAAGAAUCACAUCAAUGGCAAGUCAUUCCUCGAGAAACGGUAUAGCGAAGAGUUAGAGCUCGAAGACGCCAUUCAGACGGCUAUCUUAACUUUAAAGGAGGGCUUUGAGGGACAGAUGACUCCCGACAACAUCGAGAUCGGCAUUUGUGACGCUCAGGGCUUCAGAAGGCUUUCGCCCGCAGAAGUGAAGGACUAUUUGGCGACAAUCGCUUGAUUUGAAUGUCAUUUUCCUUAUUUUUAUUAAUUCUCUUUUUAUAAUAAAUUAUAAGAUUUUGUGUCAAUUCAAUGAAAACAUUAAAAUUGAGUUAUUGUUAACAAACAUCUCCAAAAA